UUUCCCCCUCCCUGGUAUCUCUCACUCACUGAGUCGGACAGAAAAGAAAGAAAGAAAAAAAAAAAAGCAAACAUGAGAGACACAGGAGAAGGAGGAGGCGACGGAGAUACAAACUGUAAAUCCGAGAAGGACCAGAGUUGGAUCCCCAAAAUCAUCAAGAAAAGAAUCUGCACCACCUUUGUAGAAGAUUCUUUCAGUAAUGGUGCGCUGUGCCAGUGUGGGGGUGUAAGAGAUACCCAUGCCUCUGUGGCUCUCGGUGACUAUUUCAGCACAGCAAUCGUCAACCACUGGGACAGCGCUCAGCACUCCUCUGAAUACCCGACUGACGCCUUUGGAGAGUUGCAGUUCGCAGGAGCCAGCAAAAGGCAUAGCUAUUUCCUGCGUCUGUCAUGGGACACACCCCCGUCUAUGGUCUACACCCUGAUGACAGCCCACUGGGGUCUGCCUGCGCCCAACCUGGUGGUUUCUGUUGUUGGUGGAGAAGGCAGGACAAAGGUGAAGACCUGGGUGCGGGAGGUCCUCAGGCAGGGUCUGGUAAAAGCCUCACAAAGCACAGGAGCGUGGAUCCUGACAACAGGCCUGCGUGAAGGUGUAGGGAGGUGUGUCGGCGAGGCAGUGAGGGAUCAUGCUACUGCGGCGUCCUCGGUCUCCCUCAACAAAGUGGUGGCGCUGGGCAUCGCUCCCUGGGGCCUCGUGCACAACAGACAGCAAUUGGUCAACCCUCAGGGCAGUUUCCCCGCUAAGUAUUUUGUCCAGAACACGUCCCGGGACUCCUGCUGCCUGGACAACAACUACCAGGCCUUCCUGCUGGUGGAUGAUGCGAGUGUGGGACGCAGAGGUGGCGAGACAGGCUUCAGGGCCAAACUGGAGGACUACAUCUCCCACCAGCGUACAGGCAUCUGGGGCAGUGGCAGCAUUGACAUCCCUGUCAUCUGUAUGCUGGUUUCAGGAGAAGCAAGCAUGCUGGAGAGAGUGGAUCUUUCUCUGAAAACCGCCAUGCCCUGGUUGGUGUUGGCUGGCUCAGGAGGCGUGGCUGACUUCUUAAGUGACAUCUUGGAUAACCUGUCAUCGGCCCCAGCAGUCCAGUCCUCCGGCGAGGGUGACAGUGAGGCGGGUCCCAGUGUCGAUCUGAAAGACAGAGUGGCAGAACGGGUUAAGAAGUACUUUCCUGCUGAAGCGGAGACAGAUAAACUUGUUGAACGGGCUCUAAGCAUUUACCAGAACAGAGACUUCAUUACAAUCUACCAUGGAGAGCAGGAAGGUCCGAAUGACUUCGAUACAGUCCUGCUCAAAGCUUUGGUGGGAGCUAGUAAGCAGCGUGCAUCAGUUGAUGCCAGUCCUUACAACGAAGAGCUGAAGCUAGCGGUCACCUGGAACAGAGUUGACAUUGCCAAGAGUGAACUUUUUAAUGGAGACAUCCAGUGGAGGUAUGAAGACUUGGAAGACUCCAUGACAGAUGCCCUGAUCAACGACAAGCCACAGUUUGUGCGCCUUUUCAUUGAGAACGGCCUGAAUAUCCUGGAAUACUUGACUUACAGCCGACUGGAGAAUCUCUACCGCUCCGUGGCUGACGGGACUCUUCUCUACCAGUUACUUCAGCGCCGUCUAGUGGAGCGACUUGGAACUCCAGUCUCUGUGCAGACACAUUCUCCCUCCAAAGAUGAGAACAUAAAGAGUGUGCCAGUGAGAGAAAUCAGCCUUUUUGAGGUGUCAGGGGUCCUCGAACUGUUAAUGGGUGACGUCUGCCAACCAUUCUACUAUGAUGCUUUGGACUUACAACAGACCUUGUCCAAAAGGAGGGCACUAAGGUGGGCCAGCAAGCUGCUGCGUGGAGACUGCUUGUAUCGAGAGAAACGCUGCCUCUUUCCCUGGGCCUCACUCUUCAUCUGGGCCGUCCUCCAGAACCGCAGCGAAAUGGCUACUUUCUUCUGGGAGAUGGCAGGGGAGUCGGUGCUGAGUGCUCUGAGUGGCUGUAAGAUGCUGAGGGAACUGUCUAAACUGGAGGUUGAGACUGAAACCAAACUUUCCAUGAAAGAGAUGGCCCAGAGGUUUGAGAACCUGGCACAUGAUGUCUUCAGCUCUUGCUAUCGGAGCAAUGAGAGUCGCUCUUUCACCCUGCUGAUCAGGAAAUCUCCGGUAUGGGGUGGUACCACCUGUCUCCAGAUGGGCAUGAGCGCUGAUGCACGACUUUUCUUCAGCCAUGAUGGAGUACAGUCUCUGUUGUCCCAGAUCUGGUGGGGUGACAUGAAGAGAAACACAGAGGUGUGGAAGCUCCUGCUCACCUUUUUCUGUCCUGUCCUCUGCUACACCAACCUCAUCUCCUUCAGAAAACAAGAUGACCAGCAGCAAGAGAACGAGGGGAAACCUAACGAGGAUGGAGUGGGCCGAGACAGCGACAGCCUCUACGGCACCACCAUCUUCUCUUUCUCAGACAUCAAGCACAUUGAAGCAGAUACACAAGGACCAAACACUCCCAGGACAGCUACAAUCAAAGGCAUACCAUACUCACCCAGACCACCCAAACGUCCGUUCAUAGUGUCGAGGUGGCGUCAGUUCUGGUUCGCACCCGUCACCGCAUUUCUGGGAAACGUCCUUAUGUACUUCCUGUUCCUCCUGCUUUUUGCCUAUGUGCUGUUGGUGGAUUUCAUGCCUCCACCGCCCUCUGGUCCGGCCAUAACGGAGUAUGUGCUCUACUUCUGGGUAUUCACCAUUGUGUGUGAGGAGAUCCGGGAGACGUUCUUUUUGGGGACGAUGACUUGGCGUCAGAGGAUCAGAGUGUACAUUCAGGAUGUUUGGAACAAGUGUGACCUCACUGCCAUUAUUCUGUUCAUCAUAGGACUUGUCUGCAGGAUGUUCAAAUGGUCAUAUGGAUUUGGCAGAGAUGUCCUAUGUGUGGACUACAUGGUGUUCACCCUUCGUCUCAUUCACAUCUUUGCCAUUCACAAACAGCUGGGACCCAAAAUCAUCAUUGUUGGCAAGAUGAUGAAGGAUGUCUUCUUCUUCCUCUUCUUCCUGGGUGUGUGGCUAAUGGCAUACGGAGUAGCCAACCAGGCUUUACUUUACUCCUAUGACCCCCAACUUGAUCGCAUCUUCCGGCGGGUUUUCUACAGGCCAUACUUGCACAUUUUUGGACAGAUCCCUGUAGAAGAGAUAGAUGUUGGGAAGACGUGGGACAUGCCGUGCACAACCAACGAGACACUGAUUCAGGGAGGUGCGGAGCCAUGCAGAACUCUGUAUAGUAACUGGCUGGUGGUAAUUCUGCUGGUCGUUUAUCUGCUGGUCACCAACAUACUGCUCAUCAAUCUGCUCAUCGCCAUGUUCAGCUACACCUUCAAUGAGGUGCAGGCGAACAGCGACAUCUACUGGAAGUUCCAGCGUUACAACCUAAUCGUUCAAUACCACUCCCGUCCCUCCCUGGCCCCACCCUUAAUCAUCUUCUCUCACAUCAACCUCUUCAUCAAGAGGACCAUCCGCAAGGUUCCCUCUGUCAAGAUUCACCACUUUGUGUUGCAGUUAAAAGGGAAAGCAGCUAACCGGCUAAUGACAUGGGAAACUAUUCAGAAGGAAGACUUCCUGACCACUCAGAGCAAGAUCCAGAAAAGUAGUGACUCAGAGAGGCUCAAACGGAUGUCUGUCAAAGUGGACGGUGUGGUGAAACAUCUGACUGAAACCAGAGACUUUGACCACAGGCUCAGGGCUUUGGAGACUGAGAUGGAGUAUUGCUCAAAUGCUCUCAGCUGGAUUGUGGAUACUUUGGCACAAGGCAGCACAUUCAAACCUCCACGGCCGCCACCAACAUUAAGAGAUGCAUUCCCUUCUUCAUCCAGUUCUGCUUGACACAGCCUCAUUGAUGCCUUCACUUGCUCAGGGUCAGUAAAAGACAAGAAUGAAGUGCUUUACCGUAGCUGCCUCCACCCCUCCCAUCCGUCAGUCUUACUGUUAACACUGGAUUCGUUUACCAAAUAGUCUCAGUAAGAGGAAGCCAUUAAUACUUGUUACAGUAUUGAGUAAAUGUAAAUGCUGAUUUUUGUUUAAGUGUGCAAUCUGAUACUCAAAUGCCAAAGACAAAUAUAUGUAUUUAUGAUGGUGCACAAUAUAUAUAUAUAUUAUGUAUUAUACAGGCCAAUGCUAUAAUGUCUUUAUUGCUGUAGUCAGAGCUGACAGACAAUUCUAUGUUUUAUAUAUUUUUUAAAUGUUUUUAAUGAUAUAUAGAUACUAUAAUAUUGUUUACAGGGGUUACAUUCGGUGCACAUUUUGUGGCUAAAUGGUUAAACACUAAAUGCUAAAUCUUGUCUUUGUGUUGCUAUUAUUUUAUUCUGUUCAUUAAAUUAUAUAAUGUAUAUUGA
Messenger RNA from Scomber scombrus (Atlantic mackerel), 4346 nucleotides. Its product is annotated as transient receptor potential cation channel subfamily M member 4-like. Gene Ontology annotation, biological process: calcium ion transmembrane transport. The record is from RefSeq and is a predicted model, not a curated record. The transcript is spliced from 28 exons. Gene Ontology annotation, cellular component: membrane. Gene Ontology annotation, molecular function: ligand-gated calcium channel activity; calcium-activated cation channel activity. Bases 73 to 3837 code for a protein of 1254 amino acids. NCBI's taxonomy places the organism in Eukaryota, Metazoa, Chordata, Actinopteri, Scombriformes, Scombridae.